Metschnikowia bicuspidata var. bicuspidata NRRL YB-4993 is the source of this 1587-nucleotide messenger RNA. It is a transcript of the gene DOT6, whose product is annotated as Dot6p. Lineage: Eukaryota; Fungi; Ascomycota; Pichiomycetes; Serinales; Metschnikowiaceae. The transcript has a single exon. The record is from RefSeq and is a predicted model, not a curated record. Bases 1 to 1587 code for a protein of 528 amino acids.
AUGUCCACCGAUGCCACCGACACCGACGCCGCCUCGGGCAGCAAGAAUUUCUCCCGCACGCCCACGUCCUGGGACCCGCUGGACGACAUUCUCCUAAUGCACUUGAAGGACACCCAGAAGCUCGGCUGGAAGGAGAUCGCGCUGCACUUCACCAACAGAACGCCCAACGCGUGCCAGUUCCGCUGGCGGCGGUUGAAGUCCGGCAACUUGAAGAACCCGCCGAAGUCCGCCGCGGCACUCCCGGGCAUGUCCACGCCGGGGGCGCCCACCAGCACGCCCAGCGACACGUCCGCAAACUCGCGCCGGCCCAGCAUGCUGUCGGAGCCCGAGAAGAAGGGCGGCGUGAAGCGCCGCAUCUCGGAGCUCUCCACGGGCAUCGGGUCCGUGUACUCGCCGUUGUCCAACACCACGUUCACCGGCUACGACACCGUGUCCACGGCCUUGGCCGGCUUGAACGCGCUCUCGCACACGGGCACGCCCGCCUCCGGAGCCGGCUCGCCGCAGGGCCCCAUCAACACCACGUCGCACCCACAGACGUUCGAGAACCUGCCGAAACUGGACGUGGCGUUGGACCCCCAGGCACACAGCGCCGCGGCAGGCAGCAGCGGCGGCUACUUCACCGACAUCUCCGUGGACCCGACGCUGAACUUGCCACACAACAAGCCGCACCCGGUGCCCAGCUCGCAGAACAUGACACCGCGCCACUCGGCCGUGGACCAGAACCUUGCCUUCGUGCACAACAACUCCAUCAUCCAGAUCGUGCGCGACGACCGAAACUCCGUCUCCUCCCAGCUGCGGCACUCCGUGCUGAGCCUCCCGUCGAAGUCUAUGGACAUCCCGCACCACCAGAGCAACUCGCUCGCACACUUGCCCGUGUUGUUCGGCGGCAGCAGCAUCAGCGGGCCUUCCGGGCACGGCCCGUCCUCGGUGUCCGGGCCCCUGGGGCUCCCGCACCUCGCGUCGACGCUUUCCAGCAUACGAAACGGCUCCAUUGUCGGGCCCUCUCAGGCCUACUUGCGCCGGCUGUCGAUGCUGAUCGUGCAUGGCGAUCGCCGCUUGUCGGAGAAAGACAGGGAGCGCCGGCACGAAAAGGAGAAGAGCGCAGAUCCACCAAGAAAGCAGGCCAUGCCCGAACUGACCACCCCUGGCCGCUCGACGCCCACGGCUCUGCAGCCUGUGUUCAAGAUCCCAUGGUCGAUGGAAGAGGACGAGUUGUUGAUCAACCGGCGGCGCAAGGAGUUGUCCUUUGCAGAACUAUCCAUCUUGCUUCCGCAGCGAACCGAGGGCGAGAUCUGGUCGCGCAUCGAUGCGCUAGAACGGCUCAAGAACGGCCACCGUGCGCUGGUCUCGCGUGCGCGCCGCCACCGCCAGUCGCUGUUGGGCCUUGAUGAUGUCGACGACUUCUACGACGACGUGGAUUCCGUUAUCGAUGGAAUCGACAGCGAAGACGACGACCACAAUGACGACGUGUUGCUCGACGUCGACGACAGCAUACUGGGACAUCACAGGAUGUCCAAGAAAAGACGAGCAAGCUCUGCGGUGAACCCCUUGAGCGUGCGAGACGGCAUCAGAGGCAAACUUCACUAA